Messenger RNA from Rotaria socialis, 2886 nucleotides. The record is from the annotation of a GenBank genome assembly. Lineage: Eukaryota; Metazoa; Rotifera; Eurotatoria; Philodinida; Philodinidae.
AUGGUAGAUGAUUCUGGUAGAAAAGAAAAUCGAUUAUGUAUUGUAUCAUUAAUUGGUAAAAGCACUUUAUUUGAACAACAAUGUAAUAAAUCUUGGAAAUUCAAUCAACUUAUUCAAAUACCUGCGUUUAAAGAACAUUGCGUUCUCAAUAAUGAAGAUGAUUUUGAAUAUUAUUAUGAUCAUUUGAAUAACACAAUAUAUAUUCAUCUUCGUUCAUUUCAUGAUACAUAUCAAUUAUUACAUUUAAUCGAUAAUAUUAAUGAUGAUACGUCGAUAAAAAAUUUUGCACAAUUAUGGGAACAUAAACAAGCAAAUUUUAUAAAGAAAAGUCUUAUUUGUUUUCUUCUAUCUCAUAUUAUUGUUAUUUCUCAUUCAUCACAUACAUUUGAUUUAAAUUAUUUACGUUUUUUUCGUAUUAUUGAACUUUUACGUCACAAAACAAAAUCAGCUAUAUUAGAAGCCAUUCGUUCGCAUAGUGGAUUAAAAGAAACUGAUGUUAUGAUGAGCGAUGGGCGUUUAUGCGUACCACGUGCAUUAUUUAUUUUUGAAAAUCAUCAUCAUAAAGGAAAUGAUUUACCGAGCGGGGGAGAUCGAGAUGAUGAUCAGAAACUAAUCAAUAUGGCACUUAGCUUAGAAAAUAUUAUUUUCAAUGCAUUGCGAUGUUCUUAUGUUAUUUCAAAUCAAAUUAACUCUGCAUUGUUUACGAUUGCGCAUAAACAACCAUUUGUGUUUAUUCAUCGCUGUUAUAAAGAAUCCUCAUCGUUAGGACAAACACAAAAGUUACUAGGCAUUUUACAAGGUUUUGUAAAACAAACAAAAGAUUCUUCAAGUAAUACAAAUCUAUUCAAUCGUGCAAAUGUUCAGCAACAAGAUGAUACAGCAGCUUUUAAACGUUUUCUAUUUCGUCAUAUUGAAGAGGCACUGACAGAUGGCUGGUCCAACGAUGGUAUAUCAGGUGGUGCACGUAGUGAAUCAUCAUUGUUUGAGUCAUGUACAUAUUCAGUGUGGCUAAAUCUAUUUACGACUAUACGUGAAUUAUUCGAAACAAUGCCAGCAACAAAUAAAGUUAUGCGUCAAUCAUUCGGUAUGCUUCGAGCUAAUAUUGAUCCAGAUGGAAAACUAAAUGAAACACGAUGUAAAAAAUAUCUACCCAUGGCUAUUAAAUAUUAUGAAGAAGGUCUACCAUCGAGGUAUACAAGACAUUUUCAUGAGCAACGAUUGCAAGCAACAAUUGAAUUUUUUGCAACUUAUGCACGCGGUUCAAGUUACAAACGAUAUGUACAACAACUUAUUGAACAAUGUACACGUUUAUGGCAUGAUGGAAGGCAAUUAUGUGAAGCGAUUAGUCUUACAAGAAAUCCGUGUAAAAACGAAUUACAUCGCAUACCUGGCGAGGAAAAUACAAAUGAUUCAACAAAUUUUGCACAUCUACCUUUGAGAGCACACAAUAGUAAAAUUCAAUUAAUAGCAGCCAGUAAUUGUGGUCAAAUUUUACAAGAACGUGAAGAUCCAUUUGACUUAAAAGAAGCUAAUUAUGAUUUCUAUCAAGAUGUUAAUAAAAUGUUAUCAGUUAAACCAAUUUAUUUUGAAUUUCCAAUCUUUCGAGGACCAGUGGCAUCAACAGAAGCACGACCUUGUAAUAGUCAUAAAAAUGAAUUGAAAGUUCCCAGUACUACUGAUGAUCUAAGUGGCGCAUCUGAAUUAAGUCAAUCGGCGUCAGUUGCACUUUAUUCACCUGUACCAGACAAUGAACAGCCAAUAUUAGAUAACAUAACUGGUGAAAAACCAGACAAACAUAAAACAGUUACAUGUACUGAUGAUGAACAACCUAUUCCAAGUACAACUGAAUAUCUCGAUGGUAUGACACAUUCAGAUUGCCCACCAGGAUUACUACCUCGACAUAGUUCUUGGAGUUUAUGUUGUAUUGGCCGAGCAUCAGAUUACGUACCGACGAAAGGUCUUCAACAACCAGGAUUUUUGACUGGUUUAAAUCAUUUGAUACCAUGGGAUAUAAAUCCACAUAAUAAUCAAGCAUCAGCCGCGAAUGCCGGUGGUGGUGGUGGUGGUGGUGCUGCACAAUAUCAUCAACAACGAACAACAGCUACACGUAGUUAUAAAAACAAUCGACGAGGUGCAGCAAGUUCAUCAAUUUGGGACGUUACUAUUCGUAUUUAUAUUGGAUGCGAAUAUGAAUGCCCCCGUGGCCAUCGAUUUCUCUGUUCAUCACCUAAUCAUGUCGUUCGGGUUGGUCAAAAUGGAGCCGUCAAAGAUGACGGUGCUAAAUUAGUUCGGUCUGAUAUGCCAUUAUAUACUCCAUGUUCUUGUCGAAUAUUAUCUAGUGGCGCACGUGUUUGGGCACAACUAAUGCGUGCAUUCGUUGUAACACCAUCAUCAGCAACACCCAUUCAAUGUGUACUUCAUCCGCAAGUUGUACCAGGUGGUCCCAGCAGCCCAAUAUUUUUUCCAAGUUACACUCAACCGAUACAUCUGACAGAAGAUUCUAUAUGGGUGUUACGUUUUCCAUUUAUUUAUCACGAUGGAGAGCAAUCUCUAUAUCGACCACAGAAUGAAGAAGAUUCAGCGCAGUGCCUUGUUUUACGUGAUCUUUUUUCAUUAUUCAAAAACAUGCCGCAAGGAAAAUCGAAACCAAAAGCUCAAUUACCAUCAAAUUUCAAAAAGAAAUCAGCAAAUAAAUUUAGCCAAGGCAAAGUAUCAAGAACAAAAAUGCAUAAAAAAAAGAAAACAGCUGGCAAUACUGGUAAAACUGGUCUUGAAGCUGUACAACAACGUUUAACGACCGAUAUCGCAAAAAAUAUUGAACAACAAUGUGCGAACAAAGUCAAAGCUAAUGAAGGAAAAUCAUUAACUAUGGUUAAACCGAAUUAA